AAGAACAGGAAAAGAAAAGAAGAGAAAAGGCACUGUGAUCUUCCCUUCUAACCCAGAAGAAGCACAACACAACACGGGAUCGAUCGGCAAUCGAUUCCACCACCAUCGUCUUUACUGAAAUGUCUUCUUCUUCUUCCACUACCAGCGUCCAUAUCAGCGCCUUGAACGCCAUCGUCAACGUUAACUCGCUCUUCACUUUGGCCGUCUUCCUUGGUUUGACUUGGAACCCCUACGACCCUAGCAACAGUCUCAUUACCAAUUCCAACUGCGUCGCCUCCCCUUCUAUUGCCGAGAACCUCGUUUCCUUCCAUGUCUACUCCUUCAGCUCCUUUCUCUUCUCCAGCCUCGUCGCCCUUGCUCUCAAGCAGGCCAUCCGCCUCUCUCGCUCCCCCGGUUUCCACUACCCCGUCGAGUUCUUCGCCCACAUCAACAAAACUGUUCUCCGCCUCGGCAUGCUCGUCUCUGGUGCCGGUUCCGUCUGCGGUUGUGGGUUCUUGAUGAUGGCCUUGGUCAAUGUGGUUCAGAUCAAGCUGGGCACCCUGGCCUGUGGCAGUGCCCACACUUAUUCUGCUGUCGUCCCGCUCUUCAUACUGGUUCCUUCUGCGCUUCUCAUUUACGUUUCUGUUGUUUUGUACGCCUUUACUCGCUAGGAUUUGUGGGCUAGAUAGUGUCUUGUCGCAUAUCCUGUAUGAUUCGGCUUUGUCCUUUGCGGAACACUAAGUGUCCUUCCAGUACCUUGUAUGAUUCAGCUAAAAUUACAUUGAAUAUGAGUUUUUUUUGCCUUAUCUCCUUCCCAUUUUGCUAUUCGCUUAGCACUGUUGUGAUAUGGAGAGCACGGGAACGCAACAAAAUUGAAU
Molecule: messenger RNA, 857 nt
Organism: Neltuma alba
Lineage: Eukaryota; Viridiplantae; Streptophyta; Magnoliopsida; Fabales; Fabaceae
Exons: 1
Coding region: 120-650 (176 amino acids)
Source: RefSeq, a predicted model, not a curated record